CUUGUUCUAUAAUAUUCAUAGUGAAUGUGUUUACAGCUUUGAAGUCCAAUAGGCAUUUCUUUUGGCAGGGAAUUUGCAAAUGACCAAUAACACCUUAGGCAGAGUGAAGGCCAUAUCUACACCCGUGAAAGGAGCAGAACAUUAUCUUCCUCAUGACUGGUCACACUGCGAAUCUCUGUCUUUGCGAGACUGAUCGCUCCAGAACCGUGGCUCCCUGUCAACCAGCAUGUUCUUUAGCCUGAGAUGGUCUCUCGUAGCAAUCUGCAUUGGGGCAGCGUAUAUUAUUGGAUGCGAUUCAGGAACAGACCCAAACAGUUUCAGCAACAACAGGAUACUGCAAAAUGACACUAUGGAGGAGAGAUUUACUUAUGCAAAAAAAGCGAUACCACACAAUGUCACAGGCACCGUGCCAUUGGUCAAAGGUUUUGUCUCUACAGCAGUUGCUGUGAUUUGUUUUGGCAGUAAUUUUGUUCCAGUGAAGAAAAUUGAUACAGGGGAUGGUCUAUUUUUCCAGUGGAUUUUUUGUACUGCAGUAUGGGUUGUCUCACUAGUGGUACAUCUCAUUCAACGGUGUCCACAGUUCUGGCCUCUCACAAUGUUAGGUGGAUUUCUGUGGGCUACAGGAAAUAUCACAGUUAUUCCCAUAUUGAAAACAGUUGGGCUUGGCAUGGGAGUUUUAAUCUGGGCUACUUUUAGCCUUUUAAUGGGCUGGGCUAGUUCAAGGUUUGGCUGGUUUGGAUUGGAUGUCCAAAAAGUUCCAAGUCCUAUUUUAAACUACAUAGGAACAGCAUUAGCAGGUUUAAGCGCUGGAAUUCUUAUUUUUGUGAAAACUGAGAGUAAAGAACUGCCACCAGAGGAUAAGUCUCCCUUAAUAGAGGACAAUGAAAUGGAAGCUCUGCAGCCUUUAUCAUUAGAGGAAACUUCAACUAAACGAGGAGAUGCUUGCUGGACUGAUAAUCUCAAUCCACUACAAAAGAAACUGGUUGGCUGCAGUCUUGCCAUGUGUGCGGGUUUACUGUACGGCUCCAGCUUUGUACCAGUCCUCUACAUUAAGAACCAUGCUGAGAGAAAUGAGACCGAGUUUUUUGGUGCAAGUCAGUUUGACAUGGAUUAUGUUUUUGCAUACUGCAGUGGGAUUAUUCUAACCAGUACAAUCUAUUUUCUCAUAUACUGUGCAGUGAAGAAAAACAAACCAAGUGUUUAUUCAACAGCAAUAUUACCUGCUUUCUUUUCAGGACUCCUGUGGGGAAUAGCAAACAGCGCGUGGUUUCUGGCAAACUAUUUCCUUGGUGCAGUUAUCACUUUUCCUCUUGUUACUGCUGGUCCUGCUGUAAUCUCGUUAACCUGGGGAGUGUUUUACUUUAAAGAGAUAAAGGGUUUAAAGAACUUCAUAAUACUGGGUGUCGUGCUUGCGGUUGCUGUUACUGGAACAAUACUCAUAGGAUUAUCUAAAAUAGAGGGAAUCGCCUAAUGCAUAUUGUGGAAAACAGAAUAACAGAGUACCUACCAUUUCUCAGAAGGAAUAAAAACCCUUCUGUAAUGUACCUGAUACAAAUUAUAAUAAAUAUUUGAUUGUAUUUGUGUGCACUGUUAUGUCAUAUGUCUAAACUGACACAUAGCAUAACAUAGAUGCACUUAUAGUUAAAGUGCAUUGAUUGAAAUACACUAUGUAAUCAUUAAAAAGCAGUAUUCUAGCAGAAAAGUGAUAUUGUAAUGCUUAGACUAAUUCUCAGUUUCUUACCAGGAUUCUAUUCCCUAUGAAAUAUUUAGUGAGCUGUACUGUAUGCCAAUAAAAGGAGGCAAUUUGUGUAACAAAUAACGAUAGAAGUUAGUAGUCAGUACAAAAUAUAGCAAAAUUUCCAAAGUGCACUUUCUUCCUUCAUUCCAUAUGGCUGGAUUUUGUAGUCAAAAUCAAUGGUGAACUGCUGGCUUUAGCCUCAAAUAUGCUGUGAAACAGACAACAUCUUCUGACAUCAGCACAGAAAUUCAGAAAUUGCUAUUAGUAAUUUCUCACUUUUC
Stegostoma tigrinum is the source of this 2019-nucleotide messenger RNA. RefSeq names its product transmembrane protein 144-like. The transcript is spliced from 12 exons. Gene Ontology annotation, molecular function: carbohydrate transmembrane transporter activity. The coding region runs from base 227 to 1471 and encodes 414 amino acids. Gene Ontology annotation, cellular component: membrane. Gene Ontology annotation, biological process: carbohydrate transmembrane transport. The record is from RefSeq and is a predicted model, not a curated record. Lineage: Eukaryota; Metazoa; Chordata; Chondrichthyes; Orectolobiformes; Stegostomatidae.